Messenger RNA from Rhinopithecus roxellana (golden snub-nosed monkey), 867 nucleotides. RefSeq lists its product as uncharacterized. The record is from RefSeq and is a predicted model, not a curated record. NCBI's taxonomy places the organism in Eukaryota, Metazoa, Chordata, Mammalia, Primates, Cercopithecidae.
AUGUGGGAAGGAGGGGCCUUAGUACAAGGAGCAUGUGAUACCCUUACAAGCCUCAGAUCUUGCACUGGCAGCACACGGGGACACAGCAUCUGGACUGGCAGCAGGAUGACCCACAGCCUGAGGAGCAGCCGGGCUUGCAGCAGCUGGACUGGCAGCAGGAUGACCCACAGCCUGAGGAGCAGCAGGGCUUACAGCAGCUGGACUGGCAGCAGGAUGACCCACAGCCUGAGGAGCAGCAGGGCUUGGAGCAGCUGGAUUGGCAGCAGGAUGACCCACAGCCUGAAGAGCAACAGCAGGGCUUGCAGCAACUGCAUUGGGAGCAGCCACAAGAGCCACAGCCUCCCUUGGAGCCUCCACAGGAGCCACAGCCUCCCUUGGAGCCUCCACAGGAACCACAGCCCCCUUUGGAGCCCCCACAAGAGCCACAACCCCUCUUGGAUCCCCCACAGGAGCCACAGCUGGAGCAGGAACAGGCUGGGACACAGCAGCACACGGGCUUGCAGCAGCAGACGGGCACACAGCAGCUGGAGCCACAGCCCCCACAGCCAGAACCACAGCCCCCACAGCCAGAGCCACAGCCCCCACAGCCGGAGCCACAGCCCCCACAGCCGGAGCCACAGCCCCCACAGCCGGAGCCACAGCCCCUACAGCCGGAGCCACAGCCUCCACAGCCGGAGCCACAGCCCCCACAGCCGGAGCCACAGCCUCCAGAGCAGCCACAGCAGCCCAUGGUUCUGGUGGAUUGAGGGUGGAGCAGGUAGAGGAGCAGGUGAGAGGGAGGUGCAGAUGUGGAACCCGAGCCUGGGCUCUUUAUGUACCUGUCUAGGGGUCAGGUGGGUCACAGGGGCCCUUCCUUGUUCCUCCUAA